AUGAACGGAGGGCAGCAAGGCAGAGGCCAGAGGGCACCGGCCACCAGGACCAGGGCGUCACCGUCCAUCACGCCUCACCGCGUCGGCGUCGGCGUCAACUGUCAGGGUGGCGGCGCCCUUCCGUUUCUUCAAGGUCUAUCAAUUCUAGAAAAACUUGCUGCACCUUUGGCUCCUUUAAUUGUUGGGCGCACUGGUCCUCAACUGUUUCUCACUGAUGGUGAUCCUAGCAAGCCACCUCUCCUGUUACAAAUGGCAUCUGAUUGUGAUGACAAAAAGUACAUGUUAGCUUUAGCAGCUUUUAAGAACCGUGUCCUGUAUGCUAACGUUUCAUAUGACCACAUGGUCGGCUGGCGAACAUCUUCAUUAAGGAGAGAAAAGGAUCUUGUAAAGCCCUCACAUCGUUCACUGGAUGGCUAUAAGCACAUUGUGAAUGUUGAAUACUGUUCGCCUGUAUCAUCAGAGGGCCCCCAUUUCCCUUCCAAGGCUGCCAGAGCUAAAGAAGCUGCACAGAGAACGCCAAACAGAGAAAAUACCAAGGAGUACCACCAAAUGAUGGAGGAGGAGAUGAUCCAUGGCUUGCAGAAGGUUGGUUGGAAGAAGGUGGACGUCAACUUCCAUUCAUCAUUCUGGCCUUACUCUGCUCACAACAACAUACAUGUCAAGAACGAGUGGCUUCACAAUGCUGGUGCUGGUGUUAUCGCGCACGUUGCUGACAGCAUCAAGCAGCAGGAGUCACGGCCAUGUCUUCCUGCCAAUCUAUAG
Molecule: messenger RNA, 762 nt
Organism: Miscanthus lutarioriparius
Lineage: Eukaryota; Viridiplantae; Streptophyta; Magnoliopsida; Poales; Poaceae
Source: the annotation of a GenBank genome assembly